This is a messenger RNA of Pomacea canaliculata, 1688 nucleotides long. RefSeq lists its product as uncharacterized. NCBI's taxonomy places the organism in Eukaryota, Metazoa, Mollusca, Gastropoda, Architaenioglossa, Ampullariidae. The transcript is spliced from 5 exons. The record is from RefSeq and is a predicted model, not a curated record. Bases 156 to 491 code for a protein of 111 amino acids.
GUCUCCCAUUGCUAGUGUCGUGGGAUUUCAAGCGUGCCUGGCAACUAUCUGCGUUUGCUUCCACCCCACCAACCAACCGCACGGGGGAAAAAACUCAAAAGAAUACAGCUCGACAGGAUUUUCCUCUCCGCGCCUUGUCGCAGUCAGUUAGGACAAUGGCAUCCACCAGAAUCAAUGAGCACAUGGAAGCAUGCCGUAAACAGCGGGUCAUCGACAAGAAAGCUUAUUAUGAUAAGUAUGUUGGGGAGCGAAUGUAUCCAGGUCUGGAUAACAAUCUACAGUAUCAUCCCACUAGUGACCCAGAGAGAUCAUAUGACCUGACCCAAGAAAGGAGUUCUUAUGGAGAAAACACCAGGCUUUCUAAUGCUUAUCCAAAAAUACAGCAGAAACUAUCAGAUAGACAACAUAAAGAUCCAGGAGAGAAGUAUGUUGUCUAUUCGGCUAAGCUACCAAAUCGUCUAACAUCCACCAACUAUAAGCAGCAGUGGUGAUGCUUUAAUCCACACGUGCUGGAAACUGUUCCUCAGCUUGAUUUCAAGCAGUUUUCUAUAGUUGUGUAACAGUGCACCUACAAUAUCCCACGGUAGUGUGCGUAGGAAAGAAAUACACAAUACACACACCAUGUGAACUCAAGAACGCAUUUGAGCAUUCAGUCCAAUGUGUUUUUAGUCAUUCCAUAAGAUUUUAUAUUUGGUUUAAAUUAAAAAAAUUGUUUGCUCAAUGCUUUAGCUCAAAGCUUUCCUUCUGACAUAGCAUUACAGUAUUGUACCUACUACUACAACAUGAUUGGAUUGUCACCUACAUAUACUCACCUUCUUUCCUUUUUUUCUUUUUUUAAAGAAAAGCUUACAAAGCUUGCAAUUAUAUCUUAACUGUUAAAAACAUUUACCAACCAGUAUUAUUUUUUAUGUUUUUCUCAGUGAUUAAAAUCUUUUGCCAUGCAGAGAUGGAAUUCUUUCUUGUGAUUCAUAAAUAAUGUGAUCAUAAUUAUUCCUUGAUUAAAUCUAGCAUUGAACAGUUAUUAAUGACCUGUUACUUGUAACAUCGCCAUCACAACAGAAUUUGAUUGCAAUCAUUACUGUUUUGUGCUGGAUAUUCAGAUAUUCAAUAUAAACCCAACCCCCACCCCCAAAAAAAGGACAAAAGCCUGAAACAGUUUUGAGUUUACUUUUUACAAUUACUUUAUCAGCUCAACAAGGUCUUAGAGUUAUACAUAUCUAUCCAUUCACAUUUAUAUGUAUACACAUAUAUUUCAUAUAUGAACACAUUUCCUUGUGGACAUACAUGCACGUGCACACACACGCACACACACAAAAAACAUGGUCCAUGCUGUCUUCAACUAUGCCAUUGAAAAAGAUAAAACAUACAUUGAAAACCCAAAUAAAAUAUAAAUAUCUAAAAUAUCAUGAUGUGAAAAAAGAUUAUACUUUCAAAAAUUGUAACAAUCAUCAUUAACCCACUGUAAAAGUGAUUACAAUUUCAAACAUACAGAAAUUCAUGUUCACAACAUUAGGAUAGAAAAGAAAGUUGCUUACAUAGCCAUUUGUUCGAGAUACAUGAAAACAGUGUCAUUGUACAAGACAACACAUGACAGCACAAUCAUUAAAAGUAUUCCAUUUACAAAAUUAUUUUUCUUUACACAUUUUGCUGCUGUUGAAAACACAAAAUAUUAAAUUCUUCUAUCCAUC